Molecule: messenger RNA, 1575 nt
Organism: Aspergillus mulundensis
Lineage: Eukaryota; Fungi; Ascomycota; Eurotiomycetes; Eurotiales; Aspergillaceae
Product: cytochrome P450
Exons: 7
Coding region: 1-1575 (524 amino acids)
Molecular function (GO): iron ion binding; monooxygenase activity; heme binding
Source: RefSeq, a predicted model, not a curated record
AUGCAUCUAGUCCUCCUUGCAGCUGGGCUGAUCAGCCUGUACCUUCUCUACGUGAUGCUCACCCGGGCGCCACCCCGCGCACCCCUGCCGCCAGGCCCCAAGCCACUGCCCAUCAUCGGCAAUCUGCGCGACAUGCCCGCACCUGAUUCUCCGGACUGGUUGCACUGGCUGAAGCACAAGGAUCUAUACGGACCCAUAAGCACAGUCGCCGUUCCGGGCCAACGCCUCAUCAUCCUCAACGAUGCGAAGGCUGCACAUGAAUUGCUCGAGAAGAGGUCCCUGAUAUACUCCGACCGACCUGGAUCGCCGUUUGCCAGUCUCUGCGGAAUGGGCGACACAGUGCUAAUGCAGGGCUACGGUAAGCGCCUGAGAACCUACCGCCAGUAUAUCCAUCACGAGAUCGGAACCCAUCAUGCGGUUACUCGAUUCAAUCAGAGCCAGGACACGGAGGUUCGUCGAUUUCUGAUCCGUCUGCUGGAGACGCCAGAGCAUCUGCAUGAACAUGCGAGGGGACUUGCCGGAGCCUUCAUUCUAAAGGUACUAUACGGCUACCAUAUGGACUAUACCAGCAAUGAUCCGCUGUUGGACUUUAUCGAAGAAGCAUUGAAGGGAUUCAUUGCUGCUCUUAUUCCUGGAACCUGGCUCGUUGAUGCGGUUCCUGUUUUAAGGCAUCUCCCGGCCUGGUGUCCAGGAGCCGGCUUUCGAAGAACAGCACAGCAGCUUCGUGAGGAACUUCAGUUCUUAGCAGAUCUGCCUUUUGGCUUUGUCAAAGACCAAAUAGACGCAGGCAGUAAUGAGGCUUCAUAUGUCUCCAGCCUGCUCAAGGACAAAGACACACUCCCCGGCUCCAAAGUCGAGCAUGAGAUCAAGUGGACGGCCGUCUCGCUCUAUUUCGGCGGUGCUGACACGACCGUUUCAACAAUCGCAACGUUCUUCCUAGCGAUGGUGCUGUAUCCCGAUGUGCAGAAACGCGCACAGGAAGAAAUCGACCGAGUCGUUGGCCGAGGCCGAUUACCUGGAUUCUCCGACCGGGCGAAUCUGCCCUACAUCAAUGCGGUGGUCAAAGAGGCCCUUCGUUGGCAUCCCGUUGCACCGAUGGGCGUUGCUCACAGCUCCAUGGAAGACGAUACGUACGAUGGUUACCACAUCCCCAAAGGCUCCAUCAUCCUGCCAAACGUCUGGGCCUUCUGCCAUGACCCCAAGGACUACAAGGACCCCAUGAGCUUCAAGCCAGAGCGCUUCCUCGGCGAUAACCCGGAGCGAGAUCCGCACUUCGUCUUCGGCUACGGGCGUCGUAUCUGUCCUGGGCGCAUCCUCGCUGAGUCGAACCUCUUUCUAACCAUUGCUACGUCCCUUGCGGCCUUUGAUAUUGGCAAGCCCGUCUGCAAUGGACAAGAGGUAGAUGUUCGAGCAAGCUUUCUACCGGGAAUUAUUAGCCAUCCGGUGCCUUUUGAAAUGAAUAUCAAGAUGAGAGAUCUGAAGUAUGGGGAGCUGAUCCGGUCUGUUGAGAAGGAACAUCCGUGGGAGACCAAGGACGCAGACUUGGUCCGUCGAAAGCUUAGUGGCCAGCAGUAG